AUGGCGCACGCGCCGCACCCGCACGCCUCAGACGCGGCCGCUCUGGGGUCGGCGCACGUCGCCGUAGACGAAGCGGAGUACGCGGGUGCUCGCGAGUCGCUCGCGUCGCAGGACACUGCCGCGGGCGGGCGGCGGAAGAGCGGCAUCCCUCGUGGUCCGAGCUGGACUCCUUUUGAACAACUCGCCGCGCUCGACGCAUACUUCAGCGCGUGCGAAGUCGUGCAAGAGAGUAGGGAGGUCGAUCGAUGGCAACACGCUAACAAGCAGUACCCCCAUUACGUUCGGGAGCUCGCCGCGUUGGGUCUGUGGAAACCAUCGACGACCGUACACGGCGCGAGGACGCCCGAGGAAUCCAUCGACGCACGUCGGUGCGAAGAAGUCAACGAACACGGUGUCGUCGGAGCGAACAAGACUGUGUUCGAACGUGGAAAGGCUGUGAAGGCACACGUGCUCAAAGUCGCGCACGUUUUCCGACGUGGUUUCAGAGCGUGCGGAAACCAACAAGGCGAGUCUGGAAAAGCCCGUCAGGACUUUUGGGACAAGCAAGAGACCGAAGCUUUGAAAGAAAAACAUUCAGAAGCGACCCUUUGGGUGUUCAGGUACGUGGCGCCAGACUCCCCGUAUCUCGAUCCCGCUGCGUACAGGACGCUGAAAGAACGGGCGAGACCGGAGUUCGCGCUAAGACACGAAGACAGGUGCACUUCGGCUGCGAACACUGCCAGUCGGUUACAGCAGCGCACAGCGGCGGCGACAGCACGUCGCGAGUCGGUACAUCCGAUAACCAUGGCGCCGGAUAAGUCACCUACGCGUGCUAUGAGAGAAGAGGCGCUCGAGCGACAGGUCAUCGAGGAAUUGCGUCGUACCAACGAUGUGCUUGAAAUGAUGAUGCGCUUUGUCACGCAAGGUGAACUUCAACUUCCAGCGCGAACGGGUUCGGAGGCGCCUUCCAAUGCGCCGGCUGACGAAGGCGAAGCGACUGAGCCGAUCGGAGCCGAAAACACGAUCAGUGCCGAGAACAUUCCCUCGAGCGUCCCACCGGUGACACCUGCAGAGAUCAUCAUGCCUCACGGUACCACUGAGCCGAACGUUCUGUGUGAGGCGAGCGCAGCGUCGCCGGUUCGGAAACGUGCUCGAGAAGAGACAUCCGUACUGCAGGUGAAUUCGCCGACUCGCCGAUCUACACGAGAGCGUCACACUCCGCUACGCUUACAACGCCUGUCAUGA
Messenger RNA from Ostreococcus tauri, 1224 nucleotides. RefSeq names its product unnamed product. Lineage: Eukaryota; Viridiplantae; Chlorophyta; Mamiellophyceae; Mamiellales; Bathycoccaceae. The coding region runs from base 1 to 1224 and encodes 407 amino acids. The transcript has a single exon. The record is from RefSeq and is a predicted model, not a curated record.